Brassica oleracea var. oleracea is the source of this 949-nucleotide messenger RNA. Its product is annotated as tRNA (guanine(10)-N2)-methyltransferase homolog. Gene Ontology annotation, cellular component: cytoplasm. Gene Ontology annotation, biological process: methylation. Gene Ontology annotation, molecular function: nucleic acid binding. Lineage: Eukaryota; Viridiplantae; Streptophyta; Magnoliopsida; Brassicales; Brassicaceae. The record is from RefSeq and is a predicted model, not a curated record.
UCUCCGUCAUCUUCCUCUUCUCAGGUCCGUCUCCUGACGAAUUAGGGUUUUUGAAUUUGGGGGGAGAUGUGGUUUCUAUGUGUCUUCUAUCACAGGCUACUAGACUUCAGAAAGCCAGAGGUCGAAGCUUUGGCCGAACUCUUCGGAGAAGAUGAGUCUCUUCAAUGGCGCCUCCCUGAACAUCACCAUAACGAUACUCCAUUCCACUUCGUUCAUCUUUCUUCCGAAGAAAUCGCACAGAACAUCGCCAAGAGAAGCAUAUUGGUGAAAGGAAUGUAUGAGCUUUGGGGUGAAGGAACUUGCUACGAAGAGCUUAAAGACUCCAUAGAAAGCUUCCCUGAUUCUCGCAAGCUCCCGUUUCUCGCUUCUGACUCCACAUUUAGAAUCUCCGUCGAAACUUUCGGAAAGGCUCUGACUUUCGAUGAGCAGAGGGAGAGAAUCAACUCACUUACUUACAUCCCCUUCGACGGAAAGGUUAACUUGAAGAACCCGGAUCACAACUUUUUCAUCAUGGAGAUGGAUGAGUCUGAAGAGAACAAUGGGCUUCAGCCCAUUCUCCAGAGAAGAAUCUUCUUUGGGAGGGAGGUUGGUUUUGCUGACAGGAAGCUGUUACCUGCUUUUCAGCUCAAGUCUCGCACUUACCUUGGCCCGACUGCUAUGGAUGCUGAAAUGGCUUUCUUGAUGGCUAAUCAAGCUAAAGCUACAUCUGGAAAGCUUGUGUAUGACCCUUUCGUUGGUACAGGGAGCAUUCUCGUUUCUGCUGCACGUUUUGGUGCAAUGACAAUGGGUGCAGAUAUUGAUAUCAGAGUAGUGCGUGAUGGACGUGGUCCAGACUGUAAUGUUUGGAGCAAUUUCAAGCAGUAUGGACUACCUAUGCCAGUUGCUUUACUUAGAAUGGAUAAUAAUCUUCCUCCUUGGCGUUCCGGGCUAAACGAGAUAUUUGAUGCGA